Gadus chalcogrammus (walleye pollock) is the source of this 2864-nucleotide messenger RNA. RefSeq names its product ankyrin repeat and SOCS box containing 14b (gene asb14b). The coding region runs from base 640 to 2394 and encodes 584 amino acids. NCBI's taxonomy places the organism in Eukaryota, Metazoa, Chordata, Actinopteri, Gadiformes, Gadidae. Gene Ontology annotation, cellular component: cytoplasm. Gene Ontology annotation, molecular function: protein binding. The transcript is spliced from 9 exons. The record is from RefSeq and is a predicted model, not a curated record. Gene Ontology annotation, biological process: intracellular signal transduction.
AACAAUAUAAAAUGUAUUAAUUGAGCAAUGUAUUAUGCAUUGAACAACAUAUGGGCAUCGUAGUUUGAAUUUCAUGCUGUCGAAUACUUAUAUUUAUCUUGGAAAUGUAUGAAUUUUCAUGACACUUGACAUAAAUAUAAUAGAAUGUUGUCUCAUUCUGUGCCAUUUUAACGUCUUUUGUUAUUACUCUCUCGAUGUUAACUUGGGUUUGCAUUAUGCAAAAGUAAUGUUACAUGACACCAGCAAUGUAGUUUACUAGAUGGCGGGAGGCAGCCAUGCCUUCAGAUGGCUAAACAAGUGCUACAGAAUAUCAUACAACAAUAAGAAUAUUCUAUAUUUAAAAAAUAAUAAUGCAAAAUGUCUCACAAUACUGUCUACAGUUGGAGUGCUAAUAGAUUAAGAUCAAAUGUAUAUUUUUCUUAAAUUGUAUACAUCAUUUUAACGAGUCAACAACAAUAAUUGGAACAACUACAGCAGGACCUCCACUGUGUUCAGAUGUUCUGUCUAUGUGUGUCUUACUGGUUUUGUGUGUCUUACUGGAAUGUUAUAAAACAGCUCACGGUCUCGAGGAUAGUGUUUAACUGCCAUCUCUACUGUCAGUCUAAAUUUGACAUCGGAAGACAUUCUGAAGGAUUAUAGAUGAACAGAGAAAAAAAACAUGACGAUAACUACGACUCGGACUUGGAUGAAGACGAGGCGACGCAGUACAUUAUCGAACAGAGUCUGAUUCAAUAUAGAAAACUCAAGGGCUUGAGUCCCGGUGAUCUGAAAGUCAGUGAAGAUCCGGAGGAACUCUUCAGAGCAAUUAAGGAAGGCGAUGAGGAAGCACUGAAGAGACUGACAAUACAGCCCAAAGCUCUGUCGAAAGUGGACGAGCGAGGGUGGAUCCCUCUGCAUGAGGCUGCAGUGCAGGGAAGUCGAGAAAUACUGGAGGUUAUCUUCUCAGGAUCCUCUCAGGGAGCUUGCCAGUGUCGGACACUUAAAGGUGAGACACCACUGUUCCUGGCAGUGGUGUACGGCCUUCGGGGCAACGCUACCUUUCUGAUCCAGAAUGGGUGCGACCCAGACCUCCAGAACGAUGAACAGGACUCUCCUUUAGUGGCAGCUAUUCUAAAUGAUCAGUACGACUUGGCCACACUGCUGCUACGCUACAACGCUAACGUGGACCAAACGGGACCCCUGGAACGGACGGCGCUGCACGAGUCGGCCUUCUUGGGGCUUGAGAACUUUGUGCAUUUGCUCCUGGAGUCUGGUGCUAACCCCAAUGCAUUUGACAUCAAGAGGAAAACUCCACUGGCUUUGGCCGUGCAGAACGGACACCUGAAUGUAGUGGAGAUCCUUCUCCAGAAAGGAGCCCAUGUGAACUACGGAUCUGAGUCGGAGUUCGGCACCGUCCUGUUCGAUGCCGCAGCCUCUGGGAACCCCGACAUAGUCUCCACACUCCUGGACCACGGAGCAGACGCCAACAUAGCCCUGGACAGCGGACACCUGCCCAUCCAUCGGACAGCCUACCAUGGACACAUACUUGCACUGGAGCAGCUCAUCCCGGUGACCAAGAUGGAGGCGGUGAAGGAGAGCGGUAUGAGUCCCCUCCACUCUGCGGCGGCGGGGGGCCACGCCCUGUGCAUCGAGGCGCUGCUCCGCGCGGGCCACGACCCCAACACCAUGCUGCACCAGCGGGUGCGCCGUAACUAUGACGACGAGCGGCGCUCCGCCCUGUACUUCGCCGUGGCCAACAACGACUUGCAGUGCGCGCGGCAGCUGCUGGAGGCCGGUGCCAUGGUGAACCAGGACCCCGUCAGCUGCCUGCAGGUGGCCCUGAGGCAGGGCAACUACGAGAUGAUCAACGCCCUGCUGAAGGCCGGGGCCAACGUCAACUACUACUCCCGCGUCAACAGCACCCACUUCCCCUCGGCGGUGCAGUACGCGCUGAAGGACGAGGUGAUGCUGCGGAUGAUCCUGAACCACGGCUACGACGUGAAGCGCUGCUUCGACUGUCCCUACGGCGGCGGUUCCCAUGACUACACGCCGUGGACUUCCUCUUCGGUCGUCAAAGACAUGAUGUUCUGUGAGGUUAUAACGGUUCACUGGCUCAAGCAGCUCGCGGGCCAGGUGGUGCGUAUGAUGCUGGAGUACACGGACCAUGUGUCGUUCUGCACAAAGCUCAGGGACACAUUGCAGGAGCAGAAACAAUGGGAAGAGAUCUGUCACAUGCAGAGAAACCCAAGAGGCCUGAAACACCUUUGUCGACUGAGGAUAAGAGGAUAUCUGAGCCAACUGCGACUGAGAUCCCCCGUCUUCAUCAGCUAUCUUCCUCUCCCUCCCAGGCUGAGGGAUUAUCUUCUCUAUAAAGAGUAUGAUGUCUAUGGCAGGGGCAGUAUGGUUGGUCCCUAGGAAUUGGAGCAACACAAAAUCCUGUGAUGGGAUGAUAUGACCACUGGUGAAUAAUGCUGUCUGUUAAUGAUAGUCAGUCUAAUUAUGACAUACUUUCUUUUGUUUUUAUGUAGAUAUUUUUCUAUAAUUUUAUGAAAAGGCAUACACCACUUGAAUAAAAAAAUGUAAGGUUAGAUUAUGAUUUACUUUCCCCAGAUACAUAUCUAUGUUGACCUUAUUCCUUAUCGUAAUAAUUAUAAUUGAUUGCAUGGUGGGGGGAGGGGAUACACAGUAGGAUGUGGUACGUGGUAUGUUUUAAUAAAUGUAACCAUUUGAUAAUGACAUAGCCUACUUAUUGCCUCUAUUGGUUGUGUAAACACACAAAUACAUGAUUGUAAGACAAACUGAUAUAGACCAAGCACAUACAGCUUUGAAGGAUGUUGACCCCUAAUAUAAGAUGUACACAAAAUUCAAUUUGUGUGGUUUUCAGG